AGUUGACACACGCGCGCCGUCGGGUGUGGAUCGGCUUGUGUGAUCGUCGGUUCGCUCGCUUGCUCGUUUGCACUCAUGUCCGAGUACCCCGGAACGCCGUGCGUUCUGUGUUGUGCGACCAAGCGUCCGCAACGCGAUUUCCCGCUGUGAACUUCACCGUGUGAAGUGUCAGUGCGACAUGUGUCCGUGAGAAUGUGCUUAACAUCGCCGUUCGUCCCACGGCUGUGAUGAGUGACAGCGAGAUAACCUCUCUCCACGAGGCGCGGUAGUGACAAGUGGAACUUUGGAUAUUAUGUACCCGAGUGCCGGAAUCAACGCCGCAACGGCGGUGGCCGUGGCAACUGCGGCUCGACAUCCGGGUCCGCCGCAGCCCGGCCAGCCAUUCAAGUUCACGGUCGCCGAAUCCUGCGACAGGAUCAAGGAGGAAUUUACUUUCCUGCAGGCUCAGUACCAUUCACUGAAGCUAGAAUGCGAGAAACUGGCUACCGAGAAGAUCGAGAUUCAGCGACACUACGUAAUGUACUAUGAGAUGUCGUAUGGCCUAAAUGUAGAGAUGCACAAACAGACGGAGAUAUCAAAGAGACUAAACAGUAUCAUUCACCAAAUCAUGCCAUAUCUCUCUCAGGAUCAUCAACAGCAAGUCGCAUCCGCUGUAGAGAGAGCGAAGCAGAUUACGAUGAGUGAAUUAAAUACCAUUAUAGGGCAGCAACAGAGGCCGGACAUUCCGCGACUCCUUCAGCAAAUGCACGCUCAGCAAAUACCACCGGGUGCGGCGAUAGCCGCUCAUCCGGGUAUACCUGGACUUCCCGGAUUGGGGCCAGCUGGUCUUCCGGUGCCAACUUCCGCGUCCGCGGCUUUACUCGGCCUCGGACUGACGCCCGGGGCAACCGCCGCGAACCCGGGCGCAACCGCGGUCGCGCAUUCCCUGUCGAUGCUUGGCAAGCCGGAUAUCCACCGCGGUCAACCGGACGAUCUGAAGAGCAAUGGCGGCCUCAGUUCGACGGAGGAAAGACAUAGAAGCCCGAUAUCGCCGGCGGAUAAGUAUAGCCGACCGCGCAGCCCGCAGGAGUCUACUCAUCCUCAUCAUCCUCAUCACUCACAAAAUCAUCACGAUCACCCGAUGCACUCGAUGAAGAAGAUGAAGAAGGAGCAAGAUAAGGAUGUUGGACAUAUGAGCGACGGCGAGAAGAGCGACCAGGAUCUAAUCGUGGAUGACGCGAGUGAGGGCCCGACGAGUCCUGUGGUGAACGGCGCGACGUCGCCGCGUGAAAAUGGCCUGGAUAAGGCAUCAUCGGUGGUGGUGCCUUCGAUGGGCGGCGUGCAAGCAGUGGUGAAGAAGGACGUGCCACCGCACUCGCCCAGAAGUGGCACGAGUAGCAACGCAAGCACGCCUUCGGCCAAGAAGAUGGAGGAACGUGAGAAGACGACGACGCCGAUCUCGAAGUCGCUCACACCGACCUCGGCAGCGGUGAUUGGCGUCAAGUCAUCGUCGUCCUCGUCGUCCUCGUCGGCCUCCGGCAAAUUGCUACAGGGUGCUUCGUUGCCGCCCGGCGCCAUACCUCCGCCGGCAGCAGCUUAUCCUUUACAUUAUCCGCCGCCCGGUCCGCUGCCGCCGCACAAUCUCGCUUCAGCCGCCACCAGCCAGCAUCCGCACGUUGACGUGUUGGGUUAUAACGGUUACCCGGCGCCCAGACCGCCGGCCACGUUGCAACAGUUAUACGACCCGCACGCGGCGAUGAGGGCUCCCGUGGGAUCCGUCGGAAUAGUCGCAUCCAAGCCUGCGUACAGCUUCCAUGUAUCGAGCGAUGGCCAGAUGCAGCCCGUGCCGUUUCCACAAGAUGCCCUCCUUGGGCCAGGUAUACCGCGUCAUGCACGUCAGAUUAACACUCUCAGUCAUGGCGAAGUGGUUUGCGCAGUAACAAUUUCGAAUCCGACCAAGCACGUUUACACCGGCGGCAAAGGCUGCGUCAAAGUCUGGGAUAUAGGCCAAACAGGUAUCAGCAAUGUGAAACCGGUCUCACAACUUGACUGUCUCCAACGCGACAACUACAUCAGAUCGGUCAAGUUGCUUCCGGAUGGAAGGACACUAAUAGUUGGCGGUGAGGCCAGUCAACUUAGUAUCUGGGACCUGGCAAGUCCAACACCGCGAAUCAAGGCUGAAUUAACUUCCUCCGCGCCGGCGUGUUAUGCUCUAGCUAUAUCGCCCGACUCAAAAGUGUGCUUUAGCUGCUGCAGUGAUGGGAACAUCGCCGUAUGGGACUUGCAAAAUCAGGCGCUGGUCCGACAGUUCCAGGGUCACACAGAUGGCGCGUCAUGUAUUGAUAUUUCCGCGGACGGUUCGAAGCUCUGGACGGGUGGUCUUGACAAUACCGUGCGCUCGUGGGACCUUCGAGAAGGCAGGCAGCUUCAGCAGCACGAUUUUACCUCACAGAUAUUCUCUCUCGGUUAUUGUCCCACCGGCGAGUGGCUGGCAGUUGGAAUGGAGAACUCAAAUGUCGAGGUGUUACACGCCUCGAAACCUGACAAGUAUCAGUUGCAUCUGCACGACUCCUGCGUGCUAUCCUUGAGGUUUGCUUCCUGCGGUAAAUGGUUUGUUUCUACCGGAAAGGACAAUUUGCUCAAUGCCUGGCGUACCCCUUACGGAGCAUCAAUAUUUCAGUCGAAGGAAUCCUCUUCGGUGCUCAGUUGCGAUAUAUCGACGGACGACAAGUACAUAGUCACCGGUUCUGGAGACAAGAAGGCCACCGUCUACGAGGUCAUAUAUUAAGGCGCUAUCAGGUUGGUGGUAGCAUCCCUUAUGUUCCGAAAAUGAAGCAAUUGCCGGGACUUGAUUUGGAAACGUUACCAUGGAUGACACGAGAUUGACAAUGUUGUUCUUGUUAUCGUUGUUGUUAUUCACUUUUCGAUUAGAAAGAGCGAUCGUGCACGCAAAGAUGUAAAGCUGACCAGAUUCGGUAUUUCCCGACUUUCAUAGUUGCACAUUUUGCAAGGGAAAAAGUAAUCUGAAAAUGUGCCUUCCUGUAUCAUGUUUUAUGUUAUUCUAUGUUAUUUAAACAUGAUAAAGGCUUUUUUAGUGUUUUUAAUAAAUUGUCUUUUUAUCGGAAUUUCGAGCAAUUAGGACGACUCUUUAAGAAUUAAUAUUAUAACUUAAUUAUUACUUAUAAUAUUAUAACUUAUUACUUAUAACAAAGGUAUGAAUUAAUUAUAUACCAAAAGAUAUUUUAACGCAAAUAUACGUAUAUUACGAUAUACGUAUAUAGUAGUUACGUAUAUAUACGAUAUACGUACCUAUAGCUCUUACUGCUGGUUGUCUCUCGUGUUUUACUCGUUCAGAUACGAAUCUGUUUUGCAUUGACAUGCACGAUCGCUCUUUAAUUGUAAUUAACAUAGUUAUAUCUUGUGCGAUCUCUUAUCUGUACAUUUUGUAAAUAAUAGCAAGUUUUGAGUACACCGUGAUAUUUUUCUACGUUAUUCUAUAAAAAUAAGAAGCAAAUAUGAAGAAUUGUAAAUAUCUGACGAUUGAAGAAUCUAUCAGAAACGAGAUGCGAAAAUCGAUCAAUAAACAUAUAUGAUAAUAUAA
Molecule: messenger RNA, 3580 nt
Organism: Ooceraea biroi (clonal raider ant)
Lineage: Eukaryota; Metazoa; Arthropoda; Insecta; Hymenoptera; Formicidae
Product: protein groucho
Biological process (GO): negative regulation of canonical Wnt signaling pathway; regulation of DNA-templated transcription
Cellular component (GO): transcription regulator complex; nucleus
Molecular function (GO): protein binding; transcription corepressor activity
Source: RefSeq, a predicted model, not a curated record